AUGGCGCAGGGAAACCGUGUACCUGGUAGUGAUCUAAGCAGUGAACAUGACAUCUUCUUCGAGGUUGACUGGGACGUCAUGGAAAUCUCAUCUGCCUUCACUGGUGCGCAUGCCGAUCAAACUACUCAACUACUACGCCACAAAGCCACAAGCCCUCAACUCCACUUCAGAGAUACAUCUUGCAAUCGAGAAGCGGAUGAGGCAGUACCAACCAGGGCCACAGUCAUCUUAGGAUCUCCAGCUCGCAUAGUCUGUCGCACCUCCCAGGUGCCUACUCGAGAGAACAAUUUGGCGAAAGGAAGACACAUUAUUAGCUUAAACUGGUUGCAAGACUAUCACAACAAAGAUCUGCGGAGUAUAGUCACCUGCUUAGGCAUACAGUUGAGCUUAACAGGUCUGGAGUAUCGCGUUCGCUACACCAACCAAACUUUGCCAAUCCAGGAGAUCUUGGCUUUAGUUGCUCAUCUUCGGCGACCUCUUAGCUCAAUCAUCGAUUCAGUUAACAAGGAUUCACGCGGCGAGCUUGAGUUGCUUGGUAGGGCUGGGACCGAGUCUGUGGAAGUUUCAUGGAAGGACGAUUAUAUCGAAUAUGCGCUGCGCGUCAAAAACUUUGCUUUAGAAGAAAUUAUCGCGCAUCCUCUUCAACUCUCGCUGCUCUAA
Messenger RNA from Plenodomus lingam JN3, 660 nucleotides. RefSeq lists its product as uncharacterized. The record is from RefSeq and is a predicted model, not a curated record. NCBI's taxonomy places the organism in Eukaryota, Fungi, Ascomycota, Dothideomycetes, Pleosporales, Leptosphaeriaceae.